Cordyceps militaris CM01 is the source of this 1572-nucleotide messenger RNA. RefSeq names its product GTP cyclohydrolase I, putative. The transcript is spliced from 5 exons. Gene Ontology annotation, molecular function: GTP binding; GTP cyclohydrolase I activity; zinc ion binding. Gene Ontology annotation, biological process: tetrahydrobiopterin biosynthetic process; tetrahydrofolate biosynthetic process. The coding region runs from base 1 to 1572 and encodes 523 amino acids. Gene Ontology annotation, cellular component: cytoplasm. Lineage: Eukaryota; Fungi; Ascomycota; Sordariomycetes; Hypocreales; Cordycipitaceae. The record is from RefSeq and is a predicted model, not a curated record.
AUGAAGUUUGCCGCCGUCCUCGCUUUUGCCGCCACCGCGGUGCUCGCCGCGCCCCCCAAGGCGACCGACGCCACCAAGGUGACGGACGCUGCGGCCAAGGACGACAAGAACAGUGGACGGCUGUGCCUGGGCCGGGACCGGGGCAGGAAGCCCGGCAGCUGGGUCUACAACUACUGCCCGGAGUACUAUUUCUUCCCCAACUCCCAGUGCAUCACGAUCCCUGGCGAGCCUGGCGAUGACUAUCCCCACUGCAGACUAACAUGGCUGGUCCAUAAAGUGCCCGCAGUAUACCUGCCCUGGCUGGCCCAACUGGCCGGAGGUGGUCACCACCUCUUAAAGGGGGGGAGGGUGACUUGUCCGAGAACCCUGGAAGCGCUCCGUAGCUGCAACGCCGAUUACCUCAUGUUCAAGCCCAGUGGAAACGGCCGGACCACCCACUACAGAAGCCGAUGUCGCGAACCGAACAAAGCCGUCCCUGUUUUUUUUUUCCUUAUCCCACCAUCCACUAGAACGCCUCAUUCCCUCCAUCAACCACACUCCCUCACACAACGAGCCUUCUUCCUCAAUUGCUUCAUCUCCUUUCUUCCCCCCUUUCUCCGUCCGCGAUUUCCCCCCCCGCCCCGCCGUCUCCUCCUCAACACCCCCUCCAACCAACAAACACACACACACACACCCCGCACUAUGCCCAAAAACCGCACCGACACAGCCUCCGUCUCCGGCUCCUCCUCCUCGAGCGACAACUCCUCGUCGCGCAAGCGCAAGCGCUCCUCCAAGAAAAACGGCGGCGGCGACACAGAACAAGCCCCCAAAAAGCCGCCCUUUUCCGACCAGCACCUCCUCGCCAACGGCCACCGCCGCAACUCAACCUCCAAAGCCGCCCGCGAUCCCCGCGACGACGCGCGCGCCGUCGCCGUCCGCCAACCCGCCCCCGUCGUCGACCAUGACGGACUAAGCCGAGCCGCCAAGGGAACGCGCGCCCGUAGCCAGGAAACCCCCGAACAAGCCGCCGCGCGCUUGGAAAAGAUGCGCGGCGCCGUCCGCACCCUUCUCGAGUGCGUCGGCGAGGACCCCGACCGCGAGGGCCUCCUCGACACCCCCUCGCGCUACGCCAAGGCCAUGCUCUUCUUCACAAAGGGCUACCAGGUCAACGUCGACGACCUCGUCAACAAUGCCCUCUUCAACGAGGGCCACAACGAAAUGAUUGUCGUCAAGGACAUAACAAUCCACUCCCUCUGCGAGCACCAUCUCGUACCCUUUACCGGCAAGAUGCACAUUGGCUACAUCCCCCGCAACACCGUCAUCGGCCUCUCCAAGCUCCCCCGUAUCGCCGAAAUGUACGCCCGCCGCCUCCAGGUCCAGGAGCGCCUCACCAAGGAGGUCGCCAACGCCGUCAUGGACAUUCUCAAGCCCCAGGGCGUCGCCGUCGUCAUGGAAUCCUCCCACCUCUGCAUGGUCAUGCGCGGCGUCGAGCAAACCGCCACGUCCACCAUCACCUCAUGCGUCCUUGGCUGCUUCGAGCGCAAGUCCAAGACGCGCAACGAGUUCCUCUCCCUCGUCGGCAUCAACCGCUAA